Molecule: messenger RNA, 2918 nt
Organism: Hordeum vulgare subsp. vulgare (domesticated barley)
Lineage: Eukaryota; Viridiplantae; Streptophyta; Magnoliopsida; Poales; Poaceae
Exons: 2
Coding region: 93-2726 (877 amino acids)
Biological process (GO): meristem maintenance; meristem development
Source: RefSeq, a predicted model, not a curated record
CACGGCAGUCGGCACUCUCCACUCAACUCCACACAGCCUUUGCUCUGCUCCCUUUCAACCCAACCCAACCCAGAACCCCACCGGCCACCGCAAUGUCCAGCGACGGCGAGCUCCGCGACCUCCUCGUCCAGGAAUCCACCACCGCGAUCGUCUCCGGCGUCGACCCGUCGCUCCCCACCGCCCGAUCGGCCCACUUCCUCCUCCCCCGCGCGGGGGGCGCUGGCCUCCCCGCUCUGCCAUCCCCGCCACGCAAUGCCGGCCCUGUUCUUGCCGACGAGCUCCCGGUGGAGUGGACGGGCUGGCCCAGCUGCUCCGACCUGUGGAGGCGGUGGGUGGCCAAGCUUCGCCCCCGGCACGAGCGCCUGUGGCGGAAACUUGGGAUCUUGGACGGCGUCCUCGCGACCAUAGGCCGGGUGCGGCGGGAUGAGGCCCUGCUGUUCCAGCUUGCGGGUUUUUGGUCCGGCGAGACCAACACGUUCGUCUUCCCGUGGGGUGAGGCGACGGUGACGCUGGAGGACAUGUCUGUGCUCGGUGGUCUGCCCCUGCUGGGCAAGCCGAUGUGGUCGCGGCUGUCGGACGAGCUCCGUGGGGAUGUGGACGCGCUCAAAGCCGCCCGGAUAGCGCUGAACCGGAGCAAGAGCAAGAAAGCCAAGUGUGCCCUGUGGGUUAAGCGAUUCAUCGAGGGGCCGACGACGGAGGCGGCCGAUGCCGGCGCCGCUAGCGACGGCGACGGCAGAGCAGAGGCCGAGGCGGCCGCGUUGCUCGAGCACGGGGCGUUUCUGGCCAUGUGGUUGAGCAGGUACGUGCUUCCGGCGCAGCCAUUCGACGUGGUCAGAGAGGACGUGCUGCCCCUCGCCGCCCGACUGGCACGCGGCAGGUGCUCGGCCCUCGCACCCGCCGUUCUUGCCCACAUCUACAAUGACCUCUCCGCCCUCAGCCACCACUUAAACUCUGGCAAAAGCCAUCAGCCGUUGGUGGCGGGUGCGCCACUGCACAUCCUCCAGCUAUGGGUCUGGGAGCGGUUCCCGGAGCUUCGCCCUGCGAUCAACUCCCACGGUGGUGAUCCCGGCAUGCCGAGGGCUGCCAAGUGGCACGAUAUCAGAAAGCCGCUUGAUCCUGGGUACAUCCACGCCGUGUUCAUGUCCCCGGAGGAGUUCAUAUGGAGGCCUCAUGGAGGCACUAGCUUUGCUCUGCCACAAGAGCCGCAAGGCACAUGUGGCCGCUGGGUGCACUGCCAUGAGGUAGCAACAAGCAAGGAAUUGCAAUCCUUUGCGCAAUGCCUGCGACCUUGCGAGCUUGUUGGCAUGCAAUGCUUCGAGCAGUACUGUCCGCACCGCGUCGCGAGGCAGCUCGGCUUUGAUCAGGACGUGCCCGGGACCGUCGCCCGUGCCAACUCAAGCCGAAAGAUGGCGUGGGCGACAUACAAGAUGCGCCCUGAAAACGCUUCGUUCUCUGUUCCGCAACGUGAUCCGGGCAUGACGGUGGAGUACGCACGAUGGUGGACGCUUUACUCGUCGGCGUGUGAUGUUGCCGUUGCUGAUGCUGCAAGGAUGAAACAACUUAAUGCUGCAGUUAGUCCAAGAAAGAGGAAAGCUGAUGAUGGUCUCAGUCUCAGUCCAAGAAAGAGGAAAGCUGAUGGUGGUCAAAGGCAGGAUACCGAGACGCAUGUUUUGGAAGAUGGCGAGACAAAGCAAAUUUCAGAAACCGUGAAGGAUUUGGUGCCAAGAUGGGCAGGAAAAGGUAGACGUAGGGUGAUUCCACGCAGAGUUGCUGAGAAAGCUUUGUCUGAUUCAGAGCCAGUUUUGGUGAGUUCAGUUGAUAAACCACUGUCACUGUGUGGGCCGGUCACCAACAAUGAUCAUUUUGAAGAGCAAGCAUCAGGCUCUGUUAUUCUGCAUGAUGAGAAGAUUCUCAGUUCAGAACAUGGUGAAGUCGAGGGUGCAGAGAGCGCUACAAGCAACAAAUGCAUUGCACCUGCAAUUGGAGUGGACGUGUAUUCAAAUCUUCCAGAUAUCCCGGCGAUCAGUGAUAAUGAGUCGGAUGACAUAUCCGGACAGGAAAGCGAGGCGAGUGCAAUUUAUAUGGAAUUGCCCAAGUUGACGAUUGAAACAUCCAACUCAGACCAGCCAGAUGAAGAAGAACAUGUAGUCACCAUAAGAAUAGAUGAGCAGGACUGCAGUGAGUCCAAGGAUAUCAUGGUGCAAAUAAAUUGUGAUUAUGAGCUUCCUACUGUCCCAAGUGAUGGCACCCUCAGACAAGUACCAGUUAAAGUAGCUCAUGUCAUUCAUGUUCAAACUAAUGUUAAUGUCUUAGAAGGAUGCAUUGAUGAAGUGCAGACACGCAAUGUAAUGCAAGAGAGUGAUCAGGGAGCGAAGGUGGACAGAGAAAACCCAACUGCUUUCAAAGGAAACAAUGAUGCAUCUUCUAAUGGUCUAGUAUAUGGAAAUACUGAACUGGUCAAGAGAGCAAUUUGUACUAAAACACUCUGCUAUCUUAGACCAUCCAUGCGGGUGAAAGAUGCUCAGCACAGAGAUUCAAGAGCCACCAAUGCAGGUCAAGUAAUUUUCCAACCAGGAUGGGAAGUCGGAACAAUGGAAAUGAUUAGAGAGGCGUCUGAAGCUCGAGAAGCAGAAAAUGUUGAGCUGGAAACAAUGAUUGACCGUGUUAAGAAACAAAUUGUGGCGCUGAAGGUGCAGAUUAGGGACAGGAGAACCCAUGAAAUUUGAGGUAUAACUUAACAUAAUAUAGUGGUAGCUUGUGUCUUUAGAAGACAUCUCCUGAUGAAGAGUGCCACAAUAUGGCGGGCUAGUCUUGCCGGUGAAAUGAUCUUCAUCAGUUAACUGCGAGCCAAGAAACUGCAGCUCUGACAUCCUACUAUUAUAAACUCUGAUUAUAUGUUCCUGAUUGCUUUUUCUUGA